AUGUUAUUCUACCUUUCAUUCGCCCCAGUUAUGGAGAUCACUGAAGAUCAGACUAGUGGUUGUAUGUACGAUGAUGGCGCAGGAGUUUCAAAUCCGACACCUAACCACUAUGAAAGUUUGUAUAAACUCAAAGGCUUAUCAAGCGAAGAACUGCGAAAGCGUCGACGGAUAUCAGAGGUGCAGAUAAGAAAACAGAAGCAAGAGGAUUUUUUUAAUAGCAAAAGAAUAUUGGAUAGUGAUGAAGUGGAGUUCACUCUCGCGGAUGAUUGCUGCAUCAUCUCAAAAGCAGUAUUGGAUAUGAUAAAAAGUGGAAAUUUCCAAAAUGAAUCUGCAGGUUUGAAAUUCCUAAGGUCUAGGAUAUCUGAAAGCGCAGAGGAUGUAAAUUGUAUGUCAAGCUUGGGUGACAUCUCUUUAAUCUCUCAACUCACGCGGUUGCUUAUUCGGGGUGAUGAAGAACUCGUCGACGACUUGUCAUGGAUACUUGUGAAUAUGUUUCGACGGCAUGAAAAACAACCUUUUACGGAUGAUGUUCGCGGCCAGGUGCUUCCAACCUUUUGUGGUCUUUUACAACGUGCUACGUCUCCGAAGAAUACGGUCCCAGCACAGUUAGAAAAUUCGGUUCUUUCGCAAAUUUUAUGGUCAACCGCUGCUUUGGUGGAAGCUUCGGUCGCAAAUAGGAACUAUGUUGUGGGCAGUGGAAUUGUGCAAAACAUCCUUCACAUUGCUUCCAAGAAUAAGAAGCUUGUCAUCCUCAGGCACAUAAUGUUCUUGAUUGCUGUUCUGUUUGCCGACAUCCACGAAUUUACACCUGACAUCGCUGAGCUUUGCCUUCUGUUGCCUCUCGUUGCGCAGCAUUUAUCUUCGGAAGACGAAACCAUCCAAGCGGAUGCGGUACGAGCAUGCAAGCUCAUGUCGGAAAGCGUCGAGUUUUUUGGGCCCAUGGCGGAGACCGGGAUUUUGACUAAACUCGUACAGUCGAUACCUGCCUGCUCCUCGUUUGUGCUUCAAGGGGUCUUACGCUCAAUCGGAAAUAUAAUCCAAGAGACGUCAUUAUAUACGAAAGAGAUGCUAGGAGAAAACCUUUUGGCCAACCUGCUGCCGCUCAUGUCGCGGAAUGCAACUAUGCGAGAAGCUUGUUUUAUCUGCAGUAACAUCGCUGCCGAAGGUGGUGACGUCUUACAAGCAGUUCUUGAUGCUGGAACCCUCAAACAGAUUUCGGUCGUCCUUGAGAUGGCUGACUACGAAACGCGCAAAGAGGCAUUCUAUAUCAUGUAUCACACGGCAACGUCUUCGCGUUCGUGUCACCUGGCAGCACUCUUAGGAGCUGAUUUGAUGGCACCUCUAUGCGAUUUUCUUACUGUUCUCGAAUACUCACUUGUAGCUGAUGCUAUGGAGGCAUUGUCAUCUCUUUUGGCCUAUGGAGAGCAGUUAGCGAUGGGUCUGACAGACUUUCUGAAUCCUGUGGCCACAAAAAUGGAAGAGCUUGGAGCUAAAGACAAAUUGGAGUUUCUAUGCGACAGCCAUUCAAUGAACAUACACGUUGCAGCCCAUGAAAUACUCGAAAAGUAUUUUUACUCAUCUGAUGAAAAUGAUAUGACGACUCAUGAAGCGGUCAGUUUGCCGCCUUAUACCGGUGCAGUGCCACGCGAUACCGUCGAUGAAACCAUAGAUAUGAUUGUAAAAAGUGUAUGCCUUUGAUAUUCUGCUUUUCUCAAUUUGCUCUCCUGUACAGACCCAGCAUCUGAUUUACUCGGUUAAAAUACUAGGUAUAGGUUAUUUGGAUAGGUGACUUGCCAAAUGCUUCGGUUUUUGGACGAUGUUUGCAGUGCUACCUCGCUAUCAUAUUAAUUUUGAGUUUGCGGGUAAUUGCAUCCUGUUCGCUGCUAAGAAGAAAGAAGCGCUUCCCAUUACGUGUAGAAACUGUGAGAUUCUUUUUCCUGCUAAUAACAUUUUCAUGUUGAACUUGGUACACUAUGUAUAGAAUUGAAAUAAACUGGUCAUUAGUUG
Molecule: messenger RNA, 2007 nt
Organism: Cylicocyclus nassatus
Lineage: Eukaryota; Metazoa; Nematoda; Chromadorea; Rhabditida; Strongylidae
Source: the annotation of a GenBank genome assembly